AUGGAAGAAACUAGGUAUUGGAUGUGGACUAGAAGCAAACUUGGUGAGACGACUCCACAAGUACUACAUACGAGGUCAUCACAUGUUCACUUUCCGACAACAACAACCGAGCCAUCAUGGGAAGAACAAGCUUUUGCAGAAGAUUCAGCUGGAUUACUUCUUGGUGGUUGUGUUUGGCCUCCGAGAUCUUAUUCCUGUAAUUUUUGUAGAAGAGAAUUUAGGUCUGCACAAGCCUUAGGUGGUCAUAUGAACGUACACCGGAGAGAUAGAGCUAGGCUUAAACAAUCUUCUCCAACUUCACCUCAUCAACAUCAUCAGAACAAUAAUAUGAAUGGAAAUAUUCGUCCACAUCAAGCAAUUAAUCAAGAACUUAUUCAACAUCAUCAAAACCCUACAAGUCAUGUUGAAAACUCAUCCCAUCAUCAUCCUGAUCAUCAGGUUCACCGCAAUAGUUUGGCGUUUAGCAACCUAGAUCCUAACUCCUACAACCCUAGUUUUGUAUCAUCAUCAUCACUCCCUUUAUCUCCUACUUAUAGGAUUACUCAAGCUGCAAUUCAAUCCAGCCAAAAUGAUUGCAUUAAACAGACUUUGAUACUGCCUCCUUAUUUAACAGUAAUCGGUAAUCAAGCAAGUAAUCAUCAAAAGGGCGGUUCACUGUUUUCUACGCCUUCAGACUCAUUCGCUUCUAGAGUUGUCAUUAUCUCGGAAAAUCUCGAAGAAGAGAAGGAUUUGAGCACGCAGGGAAAGGAGACAGGGUUGAAGGUUAAGCAGGGAGCAUAUAAUGAAUCCAAUUCAUCAGCUAUGAAGACUUUUGAGGUUUCGAAUCGAAGUUGGCUGACAGGAUCAGCUGAUGAUGGCGAGGUCGGGCGAGAUACUAUUAGUAGGAAAAGGAGGAGAAACGACGUUGACGAUACAUCAUACUUACCUUUCUUCGUGAAACCUAUUUUGGACGAUAGAAGACAUCUUUUGGAGUCGAAUGAAUUACUUGGACUAAAUCUAAAUCAAAGCUGCUCCAAGGAGGAGUUAGAUCUUGAACUGAGGUUAUAA
Messenger RNA from Papaver somniferum (opium poppy), 1047 nucleotides. RefSeq names its product zinc finger protein 10-like. The record is from RefSeq and is a predicted model, not a curated record. NCBI's taxonomy places the organism in Eukaryota, Viridiplantae, Streptophyta, Magnoliopsida, Ranunculales, Papaveraceae. The transcript has a single exon. Bases 1 to 1047 code for a protein of 348 amino acids.